AUGCAACAACAAGCAUCAGUGUGCAACAACAAGCAUCAGUAUGCAACAACAAGCAUCAGUGUGCAACAACAAGCAUCAGUGUGCAACAACAAGCAUCAGUGUGCAACAACAAGCAUCAGUGUGCAACAACAAGCAACAGUGUGCAACAACAAGCAUCAGUGUGCAACAACAAGCAUCAGUGUGCAACAACAAGCAUCAGUGUGCAACAACAAGCAUCAGUGUGCAACAACAAGCAUCAGUGUGCAACAACAAGCAUCAGUGUGCAACAACAAGCAUCAGUGUGCAACAACAAGCAUCAGUGUGCAACAACAAGCAUCAGUGUGCAACAACAAGCAUCAGUGUGCAACAACAAGCAUCAGUGUGCAACAACAAGCAUCAGUGUGCAACAACAAGCAACAGUGUGCAACAACAAGCAUCAGUGUGCAACAACAAGCAUCAGUGUGCAACAACAAGCAUCAGUGUGCAACAACAAGCAACAUUGUGCAACAACAAGCAUCAGUGUGCAACAACAAGCAUCAGUGUGCAACAACAAGCAUCAGUGUGCAACAACAAACAACAAGCAUCAGUGUGCAACAACAAGCAUCAGUGUGCAACAACAAGCAUCAGUGUGCAACAACAAGCAUCAGUGUGCAACAGUGUCAGUGUGCAACAACAAGCAUCAGUGUGCAACAACAAGCAUCAGUGUGCAACAACAAGCAUCAGUGUGCAACAACAAGCAUCAGUGUGCAACAACAAGCAUCAGUGUGCAACAACAAGCAUCAGUGUGCAACAACAAGCAUCAUCAGUGUGCAACAACAAGCAUCAGUGUGCAACAACAAGCAUCAGUGUGCAACAACAAGCAACAACAUCAGUGUGCAACAACAAGCAUCAGUGUGCAACAACAAGCAUCAGUGUGCAACAACAAGCAUCAGUGUGCAACAACAAGCAUCAGUGUGCAACAACAAGCAUCAGUGUGCAACAACAAGCAUCAGUGUGCAACAACAAGCAUCAGUGUGCAACAACAAGCAACAAGCAUCAGUGUGCAACAACAAGCAUCAGUGUGCAACAACAAAGCAUCAGUGUGCAACAACAAGCAUCAGUGUGCAACAACAAGCAUCAGUGUGCAACAACAAGCAUCAGUGUGCAACAACAAGCAUCAGUGUGCAACAACAAGCAUCAGUGUGCAACAACAAGCAUCAGUGUGCAACAACAAGCAUCAGUGUGCAACAACAAGCAUCAGUGUGCAACAAGCAAGCAUCAGUGUGCAACAACAAGCAUCAGUGUGCAACAACAAGCAUCAGUGUGCAACAACAAGCAUCAGUGUGCAACAACAAGCAUCAGUGUGCAGCCACAACAAGCAUCAGUGUGCAACAACAAGCAUCAGUGUGCAACAACAAGCAUCAGUGUGCAACAACAAGCAUCAGUGUGCAACAACAAGCAUCACAAAACAAGCAUCAGUGUGCAACAACAAGCAUCAGUGUGCAACAACAAGCAUCAGUGUGCAACAACAAGCAACAGUGUGCAACAACAAGCAUCAGUAUGCAACAACAAGCAUCAGUGUGCAACAACAAGCAUCAGUGUGCAACAACAAGCAUCAGUGUGCAACAACAAGCAUCAGUGUGCAACAACAACGUCAGUGUGCAACAACAAGCAUCAGUGUGCAACAACAACAUCAGUGUGCAACAACAAGCAUCAGUGUGCAACAACAAGCAUCAGUGUGCAACAACAAGCAUCAGUGUGCAACAACAAGCAUCAGUGUGCAACAACAAGCAUCA
Molecule: messenger RNA, 1754 nt
Organism: Procambarus clarkii (red swamp crayfish)
Lineage: Eukaryota; Metazoa; Arthropoda; Malacostraca; Decapoda; Cambaridae
Product: streptococcal hemagglutinin-like
Source: RefSeq, a predicted model, not a curated record